CAGGCCAUCACCAGAGACAUGCUCAGUUGGGACACAGCAAACCAUAAAGACUCUCCAACCGCAUGUCAGAAGUAAAGGGACACAGACAACAUCACAUCAUACAGACAUUUGCGAAAAACAUCUCCUUGAGCAGCAAGAGUGGACCUCAAGGAUGGAGCAGGAUGAGCCCCAGCACUCCUACAUUAAAGAGGAAGAGGAGGAGCCCCCACAAAUAAAAGAGGAAGUGGAUCCCCACAUUAAUGGGGAAGAAAAGCCAAAGCAACCACACAUUAAAGAGGAGGAGCCGCAUACCUCUUACAUUAAGGAGGAGGAAAUUGAGUCACACCCUUCCCUCACCUUACAGAGAAAUAGCUCCUCUCACAUUAAAGAAGAGGAGGAGGAACACAGCAUCUGUCAAGAAUGGUUGGAGGAGUUCCAUGUCAUUGUGAAGAGUGAAGAUGAUGAGGUCAAAGGUGAGAGUGAGGAGAAGAGAGAGGCGGAGCCUCCAAGCAGCAGCUCAACUCAACACAUGACAACAGAAGCUGAUGGAGACCACUGUGGAGGAUCACAAGCAGACAAGCUCUUAGCUCCACUAUCAGAUAGUGAGGACACAACGUCACACUCUCCUGACACUGAUGAUGAAGACUCUAAAGAUGAUAAGACAUGUCACACUGACAACACACGCCUGACGUGUCCUCACUGCGACAAAACGUUCAAAUAUCGUUGCUUUCUGAAAACACACAUGAGAAAACACACAGGGGAGAAACCUUUCUCUUGCUCAAUCUGCGGUAAAGGUUUUUCACAAAACGGUGCCUUGACAUUACACAUGAGAACACACACUGGAGAAAAACCUUUUCCUUGUUCAGUCUGCGGCAAAUAUUUUACUCAAAGGCAACAUUUGAAAAUACACAUGAUAAUGCAUACCGGAGAAAAACCUUUUUCCUGUUCAAUCUGCGAUAGAGGUUUUGUACAACGCAGUGAGUUGAAGGUACACAUGAGGACGCACACUGGAGACAAGCCAUUCAUGUGCUCAAUUUGUAGUAAAAGAUUCACCCAGAAGGCCAAUUUAAUCAUGCACACAAGAAUACACAGUGGUGGAAAACAUUUUAUCUGUUCUGUCUGUGGUGCAGGAUUUACACAAAAUCACAAUUUAAAAACUCACAUGAGAAUACAUACUGGGGAAAAACCCUUUUCAUGUUCAGUUUGUGGUAAAGGUUUUAUACAUGUUGGCGAGUUGAAUGUACACAUGGUAAUGCACACAGGAGAAAAACCUUUUUCUUGUUCAGUGUGUGGCAAAGGUUUUAUACAAAGUAGUUGUUUGAAAGUACACAUGAGAAUACACACUGGAGACAAAUCAUUCAUCUGCUCAAUUUGUAGUAAAGUAUUCUGCCAGGAAGCACAUUUGAAAGUACACACAAGAACACACACUGGUGAAAAACCGUUUAUCUGUUCAAUAUGUGGUAAAGGCUUUACUCAAAGUCACUCUUUGAAAACACACAUGAGAAUACACACAGGAGAGAAAGUGUUGAGUUGCAGUGUGUGUGAUGAAAGAUUCUCUUCUAAGUACCAGUGUAAGAAACACAAGUGUGCUGGUGAGAACAGCAGCAGCACAUGAAGAUGCAGGAGUUGAAAUAAACUGUCAAAACUUUAACUUUCUAACAACAUCAGCACAUAUAACAUGUGUGACAUCAUUGUUGCGUGUGUAACACUAUCUUGUUAAUAUGAUUCUAACAUUUAUAGAUAUUUUUCCGUCAAGUACAUGAAUUAAUAUACAAUAUUGUGUACUUUUAUUUAUAAUGAACAGAACCAUUUGAAAAGGUGAAACUAAACACAUGUUACAUACAAUAAAUAUUUCACUUUUGAACAUAUUUACAGCGUUUUUAUAUAGGUUUUUAGAAUAAAGAAGUGUAUCAUAUUUUUAUGUCUAAUUAUGAAUGAUUCCAUAGAUGAUAUCCUUUACACGAUGCACGUGUUUGUUUUACAUGUGUUCAUACCUUUGCUUUUGAGUACAAAUAAAUCCGUCUUAGUUCAUAUUUACUGGUUCACAUCUGAAACAUCUUCUGGAAGCAUAUUAUUAUUUACUUUAUGCAUCAUAUGAGCAGUUGUGUUGUACACACGAUCAUUUACUUUUAACAUUUAUGAAUCAAUUGUUGGGUCUCUAUAACCCAUUCUAUUAUCUUUAUUACUCUCUUGUAAUGUGAAUAUUGUUUGAUAUUGAUUGUUUUAUAUGUAUGUCCCUUAUGCAAUAUAAAGAUGAGAGAAGAUGGCAGAAUUCUUUAUGGAAGGCUUUGAAAUAUGGUUUUAUUUUUACGAAUCUACAUUUGUGAAUAAAAAAAAAUAUACCCUUGACAAUUGCUGUUUAAAACAAUAUUUUUCCUCUUUCUUCGAAUCCGAAAACUAUCAAUUUCAGAAAACAUGGGCAAGUUUGGAAUGUUAGGGUAAGCCAUCAUCCCGCAGAGCUUUACUGUACAUACAUUCAUCAAAUAAAUGCACUGUUGAUACU
Nerophis lumbriciformis (worm pipefish) is the source of this 2482-nucleotide messenger RNA. RefSeq lists its product as uncharacterized. Gene Ontology annotation, cellular component: PcG protein complex; chromatin; transcription regulator complex. NCBI's taxonomy places the organism in Eukaryota, Metazoa, Chordata, Actinopteri, Syngnathiformes, Syngnathidae. The record is from RefSeq and is a predicted model, not a curated record. Gene Ontology annotation, molecular function: RNA polymerase II cis-regulatory region sequence-specific DNA binding; DNA-binding transcription factor activity, RNA polymerase II-specific. Gene Ontology annotation, biological process: regulation of transcription by RNA polymerase II.